AUGGAAGCGAAUACCUUAGAUGUCCAAGAUUUUUGCGACAGGAAACGACAUAUCCAGAAGCUCAAGAGCGAGAUUAGAUCGCCCUUAGUUCACCCCGUUCCUAGUAUUUUGACUGAAGAGAAUGACGGUCGAUGGUCCGUUGGCCUUCGACGGCUUUUGCGACCAGAGCAACAGGAUAGAUUUAUCGAGCUCAAGGAGCUUUGCAGAAGACAUGGUCUUUACAACUCCAAAGAGGACGACGACAUGCAAGAAGCAAUUUUAUUGAAUUUUUUACGAGCGCGCAAAUUUGAUGUUACUUCUACUUUUGACCAAUUCAAUCUCGCAGUUACUGAGCUCAAGAAACUGAGGAUCCAUGAAUUCUAUGAGAACAUGGAUCUAAAUUCCUAUGAGGAAACAAGAAACAUGUACCCACAAUGGACCGGCAGACGAGAUUAUGACGGCCUCCCAGUCUACGUUCUUCCUCUCAGCCAUCUCACUAAGGACAGAAUUGAGAACUAUUUCUCAACGCUGGAGUCUUGUUCGAUUACCAAAAAGUACUCACAGCCCGGUGUAUCGGCCGCACGUUUGCAUUUUCACGCCUUUUAUCAGAACCUGAUAAACUUUGUGACUCCUCUCUGCUCAGAACUGCCGCGACGGAGUAUGGAGAUUCCUGUUACGGCUUCAACGUACAUCAUCGACAUUAGCGGAGUUAGCUUGAAGCAAUUUUGGGGUAUCAGAAGAUACCUGCAGAUCCUCAGUAUGCUUUCCACCACAUAUUAUCCGGAGACACUUGGUCGAGUAUUUAUCAUCGGCAUGCCGUCAUUCUUCAAAUCAGUAUGGUCAGCUGUGAGCAAAUGGUUCGACCCUGUGACACGGUCGAAGUUUCACAUCUUGAGUGUCUCAGAAGACACGUCCACAUUAAUAUCCUUUAUGGAUCCCUCGAGUCUACCCAUUGCCUACGGAGGUACACUUAAUUGGAGAUACCAUGACAAGCCAAUACUAGACCUACAGGCUCGAAAUCUUAUUAACACACUCUAUCCGCAGAACGUUGAGGGUAACGAAACCCCGAUUGAAGGCCCGGUCGUCUUUCAAGGAGGAUUUUUGAAAUGUCUUGGAACUAAGGAUGGGACGCUGAGGCGAAACAUUUCCAGGCCCAUGAGAGUUCGUCCUAAUGAGGAAGAGAAAGAUUGCACAGCGUGUUCGUAA
This is a messenger RNA of Talaromyces proteolyticus, 1185 nucleotides long. RefSeq names its product CRAL-TRIO domain-containing protein. Bases 1 to 1185 code for a protein of 394 amino acids. The transcript is spliced from 4 exons. The record is from RefSeq and is a predicted model, not a curated record. NCBI's taxonomy places the organism in Eukaryota, Fungi, Ascomycota, Eurotiomycetes, Eurotiales, Trichocomaceae.